AUGAUUGAGGCUUCGUCACCGUUGGCGGCCAUGCAGCCUCCUACAUUCGUGGGCCACUGUGGCUUCAGAGCAGAUGCUCCCACAUCGUACGCCUCCUUUGCGGCGGCCAAAUCGUUCGGGACAAACAGCUUCAACUUCAGAGACCUGUCGAUGAAGAGGUCAAUACAGAAGUCCCAGUCAGACUAUUUCAGCCUUCAACCUGUACGAGGCUCUUCGCCCACCGCAAGCCUGGCUGCCGAUCUUUCACAAAACUUUCAUAUUGAUCAGAGUCCGCAAUUACCCACGCCUCGGAGGGCACUCUUUCCUAGCAGCAUGUUUGCAGCCCACGACGGCCAGCGAAAUCUAACCACGCCUCCUAUACCGUCGUCCUCUCCCGGAACCCUUGAUUCAAUGGACGUCGACCUCUCGCCGCUGCCACACAAGACCCCCUUCUGUACAGCGGUCGAGAUACAGCUGCAGUCCCCCACCCCAGAACCAACUCCUUCUGAUCCUUCUUUGUUAUCCAUGCCAUCUCCACCGUCCACAGACAGUCCUAUGGACGCUCUGCUCCUCAAUCUCAGUCAGGAACGACGAAAGCCGGGGCCUCUCCGACCUUCUUUAUGUAGAGCUAAGGGCUUCAGUACUGGAAACGUUCCACAGAGACCUGCACCCGAGAGCCAGCUUCCGUCUUUCAAGUUCGGGCACUACCCAAAUAAACCCGCGACCUCAUCGUCACUGUCAUUAUCGGAGAUAUUCGCAGACUCGCCGCCACCGGAAAAGCAACCGCCGCGUCUUGGAGCUGCCGCCUUCGCUCCUCCACGCUCUCGCCAGGGCUUAUGUGGAGUUGGCCACUCGUCUCGUAAUGGAUCACCUAUUGGGGGCCAUAUGAGGAAGAGCUCCAACCCCUUGGUGAGACCUCGAAAGCAAUUUCGCCGGUCUUUGAGCAUGUUUGAGCACCCGGAAGAUGUGAUGAAACAAGAAAAAGAACGUCUGAGUCCUCCACCUCCGUUGCUACCCUCAAUCAUGGACAUUGAAGCACCGCACACUCCUCAGUUGCCCCACUUCACGCCGAGUGAGGUUGGCGCGUUGCCACGGAUAACAAAGGAGACCAUGGUCGACGUACUUGACGGCCGCUUCAACCAUUUAUACGAGAAGCGCGUCAUCAUUGAUUGCAGGUUCGAGUACGAAUAUAACGGCGGCCACAUCGACGGUGCUAUAAAUUUUAACGACAAGGAACAACUAUCCUCACAACUUUUUGAUGUCGAACCGACUUCCAAGGCACUUCUCAUUUUUCACUGCGAAUAUUCCGCUCACCGUGCUCCGCUUAUGGCCAAAUAUAUCCGCAACAAGGAUCGUGCUGUCAAUGCCGAUCGUUAUCCUGCUUUGACGUAUCCUGAAGUCUAUAUCUUAGAUGGCGGUUAUAGCACAUUCUUCAAGGAUUACCGGGCGCGGUGUUAUCCACAGAACUAUGUUGAGAUGGACGCAAAAGAGCAUGUUCUCGAUUGUGAACGCGGUCUCGGGAAAGUGAAACAACGAUCCAAGCUUGUUAGAGCUCAGACGUUUGCUUUUGGCCAACACUCUCCUUCGAUUGACUCUAGCCCGACGGCCAUGGGUCGAGCUCAUCCGGACAGCGAUAUGGAUCUGGACAUGGGCCUUGAAUAUACCCCUGUUGCUGGACCAAGGCCUGGCCUUGAUGCUCUCAGGGGUCGAAAUCACCGAAUGCUUUCAUAUUAG
This is a messenger RNA of Capronia epimyces CBS 606.96, 1713 nucleotides long. RefSeq names its product M-phase inducer tyrosine phosphatase. Gene Ontology annotation, biological process: positive regulation of G2/M transition of mitotic cell cycle; G2/M transition of mitotic cell cycle; positive regulation of G2/MI transition of meiotic cell cycle. Bases 1 to 1713 code for a protein of 570 amino acids. Gene Ontology annotation, molecular function: protein tyrosine phosphatase activity. The record is from RefSeq and is a predicted model, not a curated record. Gene Ontology annotation, cellular component: nucleus; cytoplasm. The transcript has 3 exons. Lineage: Eukaryota; Fungi; Ascomycota; Eurotiomycetes; Chaetothyriales; Herpotrichiellaceae.